This is a messenger RNA of Thecamonas trahens ATCC 50062, 6118 nucleotides long. RefSeq lists its product as uncharacterized. The transcript has 4 exons. Bases 1 to 6105 code for a protein of 2034 amino acids. The record is from RefSeq and is a predicted model, not a curated record. Gene Ontology annotation, biological process: protein transport to vacuole involved in ubiquitin-dependent protein catabolic process via the multivesicular body sorting pathway. Lineage: Eukaryota; Apusomonadida; Apusomonadidae. Gene Ontology annotation, cellular component: ESCRT-0 complex. Gene Ontology annotation, molecular function: protein binding.
AUGCCAGCACUUACCGAGGCAUACACAGUGCGGCUAAAGGAGUGUGCCUCUACUGUGUAUGCCCAGUACAAGGAGUUCAAGAGGAGGGCUGCCGAGGCUGUCGAGUCCGGUCAGCCUGCUUCGGAUGCGGUGAUCAUGGUCAUGGUGGUGAUGGUGUUCGAAGUCAUGGUUGUGGUGAUGGUGAUCGCGAUCAUGGUUGUGAUCGCGAUCAUGGUUGUGGUGAUGGUGAUCGCGAUCAUGGCUGUGGUCAUGGUGAUCGCGAUCAUGGUUGUGGUGAUGGUGAUCGCGAUCAUGGUUGUGGUGAUGGUGAUCGCGAUCAUGGUUGUGAUCGCGAUCAUGGUUGUGGUGAUGGUGAUCGCGAUCAUGGUUGUGGUGAUGGUGAUCGCAAUCAUGGUUGUGGUGAUGGUGAUCGCGAUCAUGGUUAUGGUCAUGGUGAUCGCGAUCAUGGUUGUGGUGAUGGUGAUCGCGAUCAUGGUUGUGGUGAUGGUGAUCGCGACCAUGGUUGUGGUCAUAGUAUGUGCCACAUCGCUGGUAGAGCCGUUCAAGGACGUAGCCAAGACACUGAAUCGCCUUGCGGGAACAAAAGGCGUGCCAGCCAAGAUCAUCAAGGCCCGCUCAAAGGUGGAGAAGGCUAUCAACACAUUCAUUGACGCGCUGACUACCGCCGGCACGCCUGUCAUCUUUGGCUCGGAGAUCACGGCGGCUCUGGGCGGCUUCCUCGGCUCGGUCAUCGCCCUCGAAUCCCUGCCUCCCGAGCCAACGCCAGAGGAGCUUGACACACACGAUGGCGUGCUGCGGCAUGUGGCUGCCUCGGAGAUCCUGGCGGCCGCCUUUGAGAGCCUUGCUGCUGCUCCCGACCUCGAACGCAAGUCAUUCUCCAGCUCCAACAGGCUGUCGACCCCUGCCGGCUCGGUCGAUCUCGGCGGCUCGUCGGUUGCCGACGCUUCUCUUUGCGACUUUUACUCCACCACUCUUGUCGAGUACGGUCGGGCCCUGCUCGACGCCCACCGGACCUCGCUCUCCACGCGGCUGAUGGAGUCGUCGCCUGAUCUCGCCCGCCCGCUCCUUGCCCGCGGAAUGGACGCGUCGACGCCGCUCACUACAGCAUGGGCUCCGCUCGCCAUUGCCUUUGGCGAUCUCGAAGCGGUGCUCGUCACUCUUUCGACCUCGUCCGAGCUCUGCGCCGCACACGCCCGCAGACUCUCGUCCUCGCUCGCCGCUGUCGCCGACUCGGUUCUCGCUCGGCCUGGGACCCCGUCGCCGGCGGUCUCGGAUGCCGAGCUUGAGCAUAUGAGCACGCUCUCAACACUCUGCGAGCAUGCCCUCGCCGCUGCCCUUCUCAAGCCGGUCACCAAGAUGGACUCGGCCAUCGACUCGAUGGGCACAGACAUCUCCAAAUUGCUUGUCGCCCAGUAUGCUUUCAACGCCACGGAGACCAACGAGAUCUCCUUUGAGGCCAACGAGGUCAUUACCCUCAUCUCAAAGGUUGACGAGCAUUGGUGGAUCGGCCAAAAGGCUUCUGGCGAGCGCGGCAUGUUCCCCUCCGACUACACCGUGUGGUACAAGGACGCGCUUGCCGGCCUCGCCGCCGACGACGCCACCUCGGCACCUCUGCCGUCUGUUGGUCCGUCGCCGCGUCUUGCGGCCUCCAUCUCUCACUCGCGUGUCGUCCAUCCACCGACCCGCGCCGAUCCACACCUGCAGCUUCAGGCUGUCUCGAUCGACGGCAUCGAUGUCGGAUCCGGCGGCGAGGCCUUUGCUGUCCGCCUCAUCGAGAGCGACACUAGCUCGGGUGCCCGGCUUGCGGCCUCGCGCCAUGACAUGAUCGACAACGGCGACGGGACGUACGAUCUUGAUCUGGCGCCGCUCCUUGGCCACACCAGCUCAUCGUACACGGUCGAGGUCCAGCUCGACGGCACAACGCUUGAAGCACCCCACGCAACGGUUGUCCUUGCGCCGACUGCUCACGAGCUGUCGCCGCGACUCGAGGUUGUCUACUCGCAGAUCAAGGAUAUGGCGACGCGGUUCUACAGCGAAAAGUACAAGGCGCUCAAGAAGGGAAGCGGGUCGAAUCCCAAGACGCGACUGCUCCGCGAUCCGGCCCGCGAUGUGGCGUCGGUGCUCAACAAGCUCGGCUCGGCCAACGAGUCGCUUGCCAAGCUUGCCAAGGGCUGGACACGGCUCGACAGCGCUCUGGCUGCCUUUGCCGAUGCUGCCGAUGCCCUCGCCGCUGACACUGCCUCCGCCAACAUUCCGCCGGUGUACGUACAGGGCGUGGCCGACUUUGCCACCUCGGUCCGCGCUGCGUACACCAACCUGACCGCUGCCAAUAGCGCCAUGUUUGCCUCGAACGCUAUCCCGCCGCUGCCGCUACAGGAGACCCAUAUGGAGGCCAUGCUCUCGCUCGGGCGGCUGCUGCUCUCGAUGGACGUCUCGCCGCUGCCGCGACCCGGUGAGAGCGCGCCGCGGCCGACGACCGAGCUCUCGCUGGCGAUCCUUGACGCCUAUCGCCACCUUGCUGACGUGGCGCGGGCGUUCCGCGGCGAGCUUGACGUCCACGGCGCGGCAGCAAGCGCUGCGUCAGACACGCUGGCCGAGGUGGUCAAGCGGCUGCGGGCGUGUGCCGCCAACUGCGCGCCCAUUGCUUCAACUGACGGCAAGCCUGCAGCUGUUGCCUCAGCUUGGCCUGCCCUGGAGCACACCGUCACCGCCCUCGUUGACGCCGUGGAUGCCGAGCCGCUGCUUGCCGACUACGCCGCGCCGGUCCGCGCCGCCUGGCACCGGCUCUCGGCCUCGUUUGGCGUCUAUCACGCUGCAGCAGGCAGCGCUCCGCCACCCGAGGCCGUGCAGGCUGAACAUGCCGCCGCCCUUACCUCGUGGGCUGACGUCCUUGUCUCAGCCGACCUUCCGGCAUGGACGUCAGCUCUCGCACCGCCGGCCAGCGAUCACGAUGACGACGACCACGGCGACAACGGCGCUGCCGAUAGCGAGACGCCGCCUGCGGCCGAGGGUCAUCCGGAGGUCCAGGUGCCUACGUCAAUGGCAGAGCCCGUCAAGGGUGGCGAUGACGAGGUGUUCAACGAGGCGCUGCCGUUUCUUGCGGUGGCGUACGAGGCGCUUGACGACGUGGCACUCGAUGUGUACUCGCAGUACAAGGCGGCCAAGUCGUACGCGGACGACGCCGAGUCGGGCAUUGACACCGAGGCGCUGGCGUUGGUCAUCGGACCCAUCCGCGAAGCGGCGUCGGUAACGCGCAAGUGCCUCAAAAAGUCAGCCGGCUCGUUCACCAAGCUUGAGCGCAAGUGGCCGCAGGCCGAGUCGGCGUACCUCGACCUCAUUGACGCCAUGCACGAGCUCGGAACCGGCUCGCUCCCGCAGAUGGCCAACAUGCUGCAGGCGGCGCUUGAUCGGCUGGCGACGUCGGUGAUGGACGUCACGUCGCGGCCGAGCUCGCUGGCCGAACAGCAGCGACACGCCCAGCUUCUCGAGGCGUUCGGCUCGUCGCUCUCCGAGUCUGCGGCAGGUGUGGUGGACCAGGUGUGCGCUGCGGUGCUGACGCCGAGGCACGGCGUGCCAGCGUCGUCGCCGGCAGAGUCACCACAGCCAGAGGCUCUGGCCGCGAGCACCGGCCUGCCGCCACCACCGCCACCGCUCACGACCGCGCCUGCAGCAGAGGCUGUUGUGGUGACAGCGGUGACAGUCGAGACGGACGAGGCAGAUGGUGCGCCUAGCGUUUCCGGCGGGGCACUGCCACCGCCGCCACCGCCAAUGGCCGCCACCGAUCCGGCCGAUGGUCGCGAUGGCGCUGGUGGCCAGAGUGCCGACGACGGCGAUGGCAUCCUGAGUGACGACCUCGAUGACUUACUCGGUGACAUCGAGAUUGGGACCGAGGAGGAGGCUGCGCUGGCGGCGGAAGACUUUGAUGCUCUGGUCAAUGGCAACAUCCAGCUGAGCGAAGAUGCGGAAGAGGUUGCGGGGAUCAGGACGGACGGCAAGAGCGGCGACGAGCUCGGCCUGCUGCUGGAGACUGGAGACGAGCUGGGUCUCCUCGAGUCUGAUGGGAUUCUGGAGUUUGGUCUCAGCACCGGCGGCGGAAGCGACGACGUCGUGCUUGUGUCGGACGCCGUGCUCGACGAGCUCUCGCAGCUUGAUGGGAUGGACGCAGCCGGGCUUGAUGCGCAAAUUCGGCUGCUGGAGUACAAGCCGCCGUCUGAAGUCCAGACAUUGUUCCCAGAGGAGGACGACUACUUUGCGACAACGCAGCUGCCUUUCUAUGCGGCGCGGGCGUUGCUCUUCCUCCGGCACAAUGACGAGUGGCGAGUGCUUCUGCGGCACGUGGCGCAUACCCGGGCCUUUGUGCUCUUCCUCAAGUUUGUUGUGGGUGUGCCUGUGCCUGUGAUGGGCCGGCUGGUGAUGCGCGGCGACGUGCCUGUUGACUUUGUGAUGUUUGAGCUUGGACGAGCGAUGUCAAACGGCGAGCUGAAGCUGCUUGCCGGCUCGACGUUGGAGGAGAUCUUUGCGGCGUAUGUGCGGGCGUCGCCAGAGCACAGCGACCCGCUGGGGCGACCAAGGCUUGCCGUCAAGUGCGCACGGAGCUUUUGGCGGCGGGCGCGAGCUGUAGUGGCGGGACGGGCAGCAUCGCUGCUGCGCAGCCGCGGCGACGGGCGCGACGCGAACCACGCAACGUCGUGGGCGUUGCCGCGGCCGGUCCGCGAGAUCCACGGACAUGCGAGCGAACAGGCGCGACAGAGACUGGCGGAGACGGAGCGCGAGCGUGUGGUGCUCCAGGAGAGCGUGGCGGGCCGGACGAUGGCGACAGAGUCUGAGGCAUCGUUUGCGGCGUCGCAGUCUGCGCUAGAUCCUGUCCACGACGCCGAGGCCAAGCGCGGGCUGGCGGGUGCCCUGGCGUCUGUCCGUCGGGAGACCGGGUUUGCGGGCAAGGUGCGGACGAUUGACAACGAGUUUGGCGAGCCGCUGCCGUCGCUUGUGCAGCCGUCGAGCGAAACGUUGCUCCACCUGCUACAGGUGCCCAGCGAGGAAGUGGAGGAGGCCGCGCUGGAGCGGAUGGUGGCGACAAAGCCGAGCGGCGUCGAGGCGGAUGCGGCUGAGGCUGCUGAUGGCAUGCAGUGGUUCCCAGUGAGCAAGGCGCUAGAGCUCCUCGAGCUGCGGGGCAAGACGGCGGCGGACGAUCUUGAGUCGCUGAUGCUGGCGGACUCGCUUAUCUCGUCGCUGGAUAGCGAUGCGGUUGUGGCGGCGCUCCCGUCGUCGCCGGAGCUGCUUUCGUUUACGGUCCGCGGGAUGGCUGCAGUGGCGGCCGAGUUUGCAAACGCUGUGGGGAGCGGGAAGUACCUGUACGGAACGUGUUUCAAGUACACACUGGAGGCGCUGGGUACUGCGCCGCGUGCGGAGGUCUCGCGGAGCGAGCUUGUAGGAGGUGACGAGAGCGAGUCUGUCAUUUCUGGCGGCGACGGGCUCACGCGGCGGUUUGCGGUGAGCGUGAGCUGGUCGCCGGCCAAGUCGACGUCGAAGCUUGUGCUGCAGCGGGUGAGCGAUGGGCGACUGUUUGGGUGCGGGGCGCGGCUUGUGGGUCGCGAGCUUGUGCGGCUGAGCGGGGCGGGCGCGUCGCCGCAUGCGCCGCUGAAGCUGAUGGCGCUUGCGCUGGUCACGCUCGCGAUGGACUACCGGUUUCUGGUGUGGCGCGGGUCUGCUGCACGGACGGCGGCGAUGCCGCAUCACCCGCCAAACACAUUGCCAUGGAGUGAGGGCCGGAGCGCGAGCGACGCGCACAAGGUGCUUAAGGGCGGGCUCGGGCGGUGGAUCAAGUUGCAGGCGGCGAUGCACUUUGGGGCUGCGGCGCCGGUGGCACCGCCUCGGCUCGGCCUGGUCCAGGCGCAGGCAGCGCGGGCGGCACGCAAGGCGCGGGCGGCGCUGCGGCGCAAGGCUGUCCGCAGACGCAAGACCAAGUGGCACAAGUACUGGCAGCACAGCGGGAUCGAGCCGCGAGCGGAUGCCAACCUCGAUGCGCUGGACGAGGCGCUCGGCGGCGAGGGCGGCGACGAGUCGAGCCUGGAUGACUCUGAGCUUGCCGAUGAUGAGUGGGAGUAAAGCAGAGGGCAGC